Rhagoletis zephyria (snowberry fruit fly) is the source of this 606-nucleotide messenger RNA. The record is from RefSeq and is a predicted model, not a curated record. NCBI's taxonomy places the organism in Eukaryota, Metazoa, Arthropoda, Insecta, Diptera, Tephritidae.
AUGAGUCGCUUUCUCCAACCCGUUCCCAAGUGGCGAGUUUCGUGCAUUAUCGGAUACCGAGGUGUGGGCAAAUCGACCAUCGCCUCGUCUUACGUCGAAGGAAAGUUUUACCAUCACUACGACCCGACCAUUGAAAGUAUCCUGUACAAGAACAUCAAUGUGAAAGGCAUCGAUUACAACAUGAAGAUCAUCGACACUGCUGGCCAAGAUGAGUACACUCUCUUUCCACCCGCCUAUGCCCAGAACAUUCACGGAUACCUUCUCGUCUACAGCAUUGACAGUAAGAUGUCUUACAAGGUGGCGAAGAUCACCUACGACAAACUGCUGGAGCAGACUGGAAACAUUAUCCUACCGAUGAUCCUCGUUGGGAACAAGUCUGAUCUGCAGGAGGACCGAGUUGUCUCCGUGGAAGAGGGCAAGGAGCUGGCCAAGUACAUGAAGUGUCCUUAUGUGGAAAUGAGUGCCAAGCACAUCUCUGAAGUGGACAGCCUGUUUGAAUAUCUGCUGGAGUUGAUUGCACUUGAUAACCCCCACUUGAAUCCUCAGCACCCAACUGAGGGUGCCGAUGGAGGAGACGACAAAAACAAAAAGUGCGACAUCUCCUAA